This is a messenger RNA of Dendrobium catenatum, 1034 nucleotides long. Its product is annotated as methyltransferase-like protein 23. NCBI's taxonomy places the organism in Eukaryota, Viridiplantae, Streptophyta, Magnoliopsida, Asparagales, Orchidaceae. The transcript has a single exon. The record is from RefSeq and is a predicted model, not a curated record. The coding region runs from base 333 to 962 and encodes 209 amino acids.
AUACACCAAGACCCAAUAUAUUUAGGUGAUGUGGCGUCACCGGAUUGGAUGUCGGGACAUCCGGUGGUGACCGGAUGCAAUAAUUCGCCCCUUUACUUAUUCCAUUAAAAGAACAAAUUCUUAUAGCACCAAAUCGGAUCCCCACCACAACAUUGAAGAUUCCAGCCUCUAAUGGCAAGCAAGAUGCCAGAGAACGCCACUGUUGUAUUCGUUAAAAGAUUCCGUUCUUGAAUUAAUGUAAGAACGAAUUAAAUCACGAGCACUUCCAGAAGAAGGCGAAGGCUCCGAUCGAUCUAACUGCAGAAAAAAGCAGAGGACCAACAAAAGCGUUGAUGAGUACUCGAUCUAUAGAAAUUGCUGGGCACAAUAUAACAAUCCACGAAAGCGCCGACACCUACGACCGCACCACCGGGCGGGCCCUGACCGGGUCCUGGCUCUGGGACUCCGCCCUCCACCUCGCCGAGUGGAUGGCCGCCGCUGAUCUCUCCGGCGCCACCGUCCUCGAGCUCGGCGCCGGGCUCGGACUCCCCGGCCUGGCGGCCGCCGUCCUCGGCUCAUGCCGCGUCGUUCUCACCGACACGCCCCCGCUGCUCGAAGGGCUACGAAGGAACGUGGAGGCCAAUGGAGUCGGAGAAAAGGUGGAGGUGCGGGAGCUGCGGUGGGAGUCGGAUAACGUGGAGGAGUUUGGAAACGAGGUUGGGGAGGUGGAUGUGGUGCUGAUGUCGGAUUUGUUCUAUGACCCGGAGGAGAUGGGCGGGCUCGGCCGGGCCAUGAGGGCGGUGUGGGGAGACAGGACAAAGGGAUGGGCUGCGAGCGAGGUGAGGGAUGCGACGGUGGACUGUUUGGAGGCGCUGAAGGCGGAGGGGUUUAAGGUGGAGGAGAAAUCUGUGGUGCGCCGCCGGCUAAUGAGAUCGCCGGAAGAGUCGGCUGUGUUUGCUGUGUUCAUUAUCUAUCGCGAUUAGAUCAAGGAGUUGUUGUUGUUUAAUGCUCGGAUUGAAUUCUCUAUAUAAAAAAAAGUUACGAAAUUUCUUUUA